Messenger RNA from Lodderomyces beijingensis, 3693 nucleotides. The record is from the annotation of a GenBank genome assembly. NCBI's taxonomy places the organism in Eukaryota, Fungi, Ascomycota, Pichiomycetes, Serinales, Debaryomycetaceae.
AUGCUAGGCAAUGAUUCACUCCACCUCUAUAACUUGACCGUGCGAUGUCCCACGGCAUACACCCAGGCGUUGGUGGGCAAUUACGACACGGGAGCCGCCCUUCAAGAGAUUGUUUUGGUUUCGGGCACUUAUUUGCAGAUGUUCGCCAUGGACCCCGAGACAGGGAAGCUCAGGCCCAAAGUGACCCAGGACUUGCUCGCGGCGGUGAACCAAGUUGAGAAUGUGCGGCUAGAUAACGGCAAGGACGCGUUGGUGGUCACGAGCGACUCGGGAAAUUUGUCGGUUCUUGCCUAUGAGGGCGAGCGGUUGCAAAAGUUUUGCUCGGUGGAGCAGCAGCCCAUGGCGAAAAACGGCUGGAACAAGACCUACCCCGGCGAGUAUCUAGCUGUCGAUCCGCAGAAUCGGUGCAUCUUGGUCGGAGCUCUCGAGAAAUCCAAACUCGUGUAUCGGAUCGAGAAACUGGCGGAUAUUGACAAAAAGAAAGCUGCGUUUGAAAUCAGCUCGCCCGUGGAGCUCCAAACUGGCAAUCUGCUCUGUUUGACGAUUGUUGCAUUGCACACCGAGUUGGAGAAUCCGCUCUUUUGCGCGAUAGAGUUUGACCCCGUGAGGCUGCAGAAUGCUUGCUUUUUGUCCUACUACGAAUUUGACCAAGGGUUGAACUACCUCGGUAAGAAAAGACUGCGACACCCAAGAGAACUACCCAGCGAUGCCAACUACUUGAUCCCUGUUCCUGGGAAAAUCGGUGGUGUUGUUGUAUGUGGCGAAAAUUGGAUCAUGUAUGAAAGGCAGGACUUUAACGUGGUGUUGCCCCUCCCGCGCAGAAUGAAUCAAAAUCAAAAUCAAAACACCGUCAUCACUGGCCACGCUAGUCAUGUGUUUAAGAAGAAGGGACUAUUUAUCUUCCUCCAGAGCACCCACGGCGACUUGUUCAAGAUGGUGUUUGACUACGAUGCCGACCGCGAAGUUCUCAACGACAUUGUCAUUACUUAUUUCGACACGAUUCCGCCGUGUCGAAGCAUUUGUGUGCUCAAGCGCGGAUUCUUGUUUGCCAACACGUUGAAUAGCAACCAGAUUCUUUAUCAAUUUGAGAAAUUGGGAGAAGAUUCGACAAUCUCACCGAUGACAAUCAGUUUUACCGAGGGGAAAAUCAACAAAUUUCGAGACCUUUCAGCAGUGCUGCAAGUUCUGGCAGCUCCAUUGACUUUUGAACUCAGAGGGUUGGAAAAUCUAGUGGUUAUGGACACUUUGCAGUCUCUUAGCCCCAUUACGGACUCUAAAUACAUCACGUCCAAUUCGCAAUUAAAAACGCUAGCUACAGAUGCAAAUUUGAAAACCAUUAUUCCGGGGAUGCCGACGACUGUUUUGGUUGAGUCGCCGUUGACAAUCACUCCUACUAAUGUCUUUACGACAAAGCUCACCAGCACAUCAGCCAAUGACGAAUACUUGGUUUUCACUUCGCUGUUGUCGUCCAACACCGUGGUUUUCGCAAUUGGAGAAACUCUCGAAGACGUGGCAGACUCUGGGUUUGUACUUGACCAGCCUACAGUCGGUGUUCAACAAGUGGGCAAAUCAUCGGUGGUUCAGAUUUACGCCAAUGGGAUCCGGCAAAUUUCGUCGCGAAACAAAAAGACAACAGACUGGUAUCCACCAGCAGGGAUAUCCAUCAUCCAAGCAACGGCAAACAACUCUCAAGUAUUGGUGUCGUUGUCGAAUUCAGAAAUUGUUUAUUUUGAAACCGAUCCAUCGGAUGACCAAUUGAUUGAGUAUCAAGAUAAGCUAGAAACGACGUCCCUGGUCACGUCAAUGGCGAUCAUGUCUCUAUCGCAGUCCCAGCUGCAUAGCAAUUUCGCAGUCAUUGGUUGCUCGGACGAAACGAUUCAAGUGGUGUCUUUGCAACAGCAGAGUUGUCUCGAAGUGAAAUUGCUCCAAGCUCUUUCCUCCAAGGCUAAUUCGUUGGUGAUGACGAGCCACGACAAUGCUGCAUUUGUGCACAUUGGCAUGGAGAAUGGUGUUUACGCAAGAAUCAAAAUCGACCAGUAUAGCGGGCGAUUAUCCGACUCUAGGGUCAAGUAUCUCGGAUCGAAACCCGUGAAUUUACGAAUCGUGAAGUUGACUGAAAAGUUGGAGGGCAUCUUGCUCAUUUCAUCCAAGCCGUGGAUUGCAUAUUUCCACCAGGGAGCUUUCAAAACUGUUCCAUUGAUUGGAAUCGACAUUGACGCGGGGGCCUCGCUAGUCUCUGAGGACAUUGGCGGUGAAGGUAUUGUUGGUUUCAAGAAAAACAAGUUGGUUAUUUUUUCACCUGGGGAAGAAGAUUGUGAGUUUGAUCCAACGCAAAAUCUCACCUUUGAAAGCGUCAAGUUGCGCUACAUGCCUAGGAAAUUGUUGGAGUUUGGUUCACGGUAUUAUGUGAGCGAAGUGGGAGUGGGGAUCACAACUCCCUAUUUGCCGAAUUUGACCAAGGAAGUUGCUGACAAAGUCGACGAGGGUUAUUAUAAAAAUUUCGGGUACGUCAAGUCGCCAUCGAGCCGUGCCUCGUGCGUUCAAGUUGUUCACGGCGAUGAGAUCAGGCAAACGUUGGAAUUCAACAAGAAUGAGCAAAUUGUGGGGAUGACGCUAGCUCAGUUUAACAAGAACAACUACCUAAUAGUCGCUGUCACGAACAAUACUCCUUCGACAAGCAAGAACUUGCUCUAUACAUUCAAGUUGGAUAGUAAGAAAAAGUCAAACUCGUUGCAAUAUACUCAUAAAACCGAGCUCAACUACCAGCCUCAGGUGGUGGAGUUUUUCAAUGACAAGGUUUUGAUUGCCGCGAAGAACACCAUUUUGCUAUAUGAGAUGGGUCAACGCCAGCUUCUUUGUAAAUCUUUCACCAGAAUCGAUUUUCUUUUGAAUAUCACUCGGGUGUUGAUUUGUGCAGGUAAUAGGCAGAGGAUUGUAAUUGCCGAUUCACAAUCUUCAGCGUCGAUCACCAUGGCUCGUUUUGAUGUGGAACUGAACCAGUUUGUACCGAUAGCCGAUGAAGUCAUCCGUCGCAACUGCACGUCGUUGGCUCAACUAGAUUACGAUACCAUUAUCGGCGGUGACAAGUUUGGCCAAAUCUUUAUAUCAAGACUAGACCGGGCCAACUCGCUCCACGUUGAUCACGAAUGGUCGCUUUUCAAACGCGAUGCCAUGUCAACAUCAAACUCGAGUUUGGCCGCAACCCUGGGCUCAACAGCGAUGAGUUCGUGUGUGUUUAAAUUACGCAACGUGUGCGAGUACUAUCUCCCCGAUAUCAUAACUUCUUUCCAAAUCACCGAGUCCAACGGAAUCAACGACGAUGGAAGCGUGCUCUAUACCGGAGUCAAAGGCACCUUGGGUCUUUUCAUCCCCUUGGUGACCAAAUCGGAAAUUGCCAUGCUCUUUGACCUUGAAUUGGAAAUGGGCAAACUAUGCAACCACGAUUUACAGCAAGAACAAGACGCAAGCGACGAAUCAAGAGAAGUUGCCCGCUGGCUAAGUCCCUUGGGCAAAGACCACAUCAAGAGCAAAAGCUACUACAACGCAGCAAAGGGGGUGAUCGAUGGUGAUUUCUGCGAGUUGUACUUGCAAUUGAGCCCGCGGUUGAAACUAGGGAUCGCUCAGAGAAUGAAACGAAGCGUCAACGAAAUUGAAAAAAAGUUGAACGACUUGAGAAACAGGUCUCCGUUGUAA